AUGGCCUCCGGAAUGACGAAGGAGCACAUCCAAGAUCAAUCGGCCUCGUCUUUAGACUAUGACAGUCUCGAAUUCCUUACGGCUGGCGGAUCAGGAGUCAUAUAUGCGAUCGAUGAGGAAAGAAUCUUCAAAGAGUUUCACGAAGAGGGAAUUGAUGUUGAGCGUCGAGCACUUGAACGCCUAGGACGACAUGUAAAUAUUGUGAGAUGUUUUGGUGCAACACAAAAAGGCCUUAUUCUCGAACGUGGUAGACCUAUCCGGGAGGUAAUUGGAGGAAGCAGAACAAACCAGAUCCCGUUGCACAUAAAGAUUCGGUGGCUACAUGAAGCUGCGGAGGGAACGCGAUACAUGCACGACAAUGGCAUGAUCCAUGCUGAUACUGGAUGUAACAAUUGGAUUAUAGUUCAGGGGCAUCUAAAGAUUAUUGACUUUGAAGGUAGUAGCAUUGAUGGAGAAGAUGCAGGAGCCUGCUAUGAGUGGUUUAGUUACAAGGAAUCUUCACCAAGAAUUAGCCGGAAAACUGAUAUCUUCGCAUUUGGUUGCGCUAUAUACGAAGUCAUAACAGACGUCGAAAAUAUACCGCUAGGUAAACUGAUGCAGGGUUGUUGGAAUGGUACCUUCAAUUCUAUGCAUGAGGUUUUUCAGGAACUUCAAGCUAGCUUGCUAGCUACAAGGAAAGUAAUAUGUGUUUACUGGUACGUGAAAGCGGUGUUCUUCAACGCUUUGAGGUCAAUGAGGGUUUUGUUCAGCGCAUAG
Molecule: messenger RNA, 756 nt
Organism: Plenodomus lingam JN3
Lineage: Eukaryota; Fungi; Ascomycota; Dothideomycetes; Pleosporales; Leptosphaeriaceae
Source: RefSeq, a predicted model, not a curated record